Messenger RNA from Mesorhabditis belari, 1275 nucleotides. The record is from the annotation of a GenBank genome assembly. NCBI's taxonomy places the organism in Eukaryota, Metazoa, Nematoda, Chromadorea, Rhabditida, Rhabditidae.
AUGGGCUACCACGACAGCUACAGCAACGCCGGCUACGCGCUAAACCUUGAUGGAACCGCCGACUCGUUGAGGGAAACGUUUGCACAGCUGAGAAUUGAUGGCUGGAUCGAUCGAUACACGAGAGCCAUCAUCACCGAGUUCUCGAUCUACAACGCGCAGACAAACUACUUUGCCGUCGUGCAGCUGCUCUUGGAGAAUCCACCAGAUGGCACCAUUUAUCCGUCCUACUGGGUGGAAACGGUUCGACUUUUGGAGAAUGGAGGAACGGAUGGACAGAUGUCCGGCUACUUUGAGACUCUCUACAUCUUGUAUGUGGUGAUCGUUGUGAUCAUCGAGGUGACGAGUCUCAUCCGAAAAGGAAUCAGCCCACUAUUCGACUUCUGGAACUUUAUUGAUUUCUUGACGAUGCUCAUCGCUUGUUGCUCACUGUACGCGUAUCUGUUCAGAUAUUUGGCAACUGUCCAGGUCACAAACGAGUUUAAAGCCACCAAUGGAAACGCAUACAUCAAUUUGGGAAAACAACGAGACUAUGAGCUCUACUUUAACUGGCUGCUCGCUUUCGUCGUCUUCUUUGUCACACUGAGAAUGAUUCGGAUCUUGCGUUUCAAUCGUCGAAUCUCUGUCCUCGCGAUGACUCUCUCAAAAGCCGGCGGUCAAAUGGCCUCCUUCUCGAUAGCUUUCUUCAUCGUCAACAUGGCGUUCAACUCGGCUCUUUUCUUGUUAUUGUUUGACAAGCUCGAAGGCUUCCGCAAUUUGCUAUCAGUGACAGAAACGGGAAUCUCGGGAAUGUUGGGGAAAUUCGAUCUCUCUGACAUCAUUCAAGCAUCCGCUCUAGGCUCAGCAAUCUUCAUCAUUUUUAUGAUCACCGGCACAGUGAUUCUCAUCAACAUGUUCAUCAUGAUUGUCAUGUUUGAAUUUGAGCAAGUUCGAAACGAUUCCAACCUGCAGACGAACGACUACGAGAUUGUGGAGCAUUUGACUGGAAAGGUAAUGCGCCGCGCUGGGCUCUUCAAUCGAUCCGAUCUCCCGCCUGUCUCUUUCCCGAACACUGAAAUCUAUUCGGAAGUCGUUGACAAGCUCGAGCAAAGUGUGAAACUCCUCCUUCUGCGUCUCCACACGAUGCGCUCGCUCGAAAAAAUGGACUUUGACGGGAUGAAUGUGGUCGAAAUCAUGAACCCGAUGGGGCUCGAUUUCAUGGAAACGUCCGAUGGAGAGCGACGAGCCACGAAAAUUCGGGACAGCAAUUGGAAGAAACAAAAACUUGGGGAUUUUCAA